Molecule: messenger RNA, 1633 nt
Organism: Lactuca virosa
Lineage: Eukaryota; Viridiplantae; Streptophyta; Magnoliopsida; Asterales; Asteraceae
Source: the annotation of a GenBank genome assembly
GCAAAAACUAAAAACAACGUACCACGUGUUGGAUGAUCUUAUAAGGCUAAUUGCACACAUCUUCCUUCCCUCCGUCGUCCUCAGUCGGUGUCUCUCCUGACCAUGUCGUCCUCCGCCAUGAACCCUCCGAUCCAAGAUCAGCUUCAAACCCUCACAAUUUCUCCCCUAACUGUCACCCUGAAACGCCUCCCCCACAUCACCGACGACCUCCCGAACCUCCAGACUCAGACCAACCCUUUACAAAACAACAGCUUCUACCACCCCUGCGACGACGGAUUUUACAUCUCCCAUUCCGACGUCAUCCUUCGUCAAAUCGUGUUUGACUUUUCCGGUAACUUCCCUUCCUCUUCCCCUCACUUGGCCUACCACCGUGCUGGUCCCCGAAAAGAGAUAUUCUUCGAUCCCAAACAAGUGUGUGCUGCUAUCGUGACAUGUGGCGGCCUUUGUCCUGGGCUUAACACCGUGAUUCGUGAGCUUGUGGUGGGUUUGUGGGAGCUUUAUGGUGUCCGGGAUAUUUUUGGGAUCAAAGCCGGCUAUCGUGGGUUUUAUUCCGGUGACCCCAUUCGGCUUGACCCAAAACUGGUUCAUAACUGGCACAAGAGAGGAGGUACCGUACUCGAGACGUCUAGAGGUGGUUUUGAUCUUCAAAAGAUCGUUGAUGCCAUUCAAAAUCGUCGCUUUAAUCAGGUAUACAUAACUGGAGGAGACGGAACUCUACGAGGGGCGGUGAAGAUAUUCAACGAAAUCCAACGGCGGAAACUAAACGUAGCAGUCGUCGGAAUCCCAAAAACAGUAGACAACGACGUCGGAAUCAUUGACAGGUCAUUCGGGUUCCAAACCGCCGUGGAGAUGGCCCAAGAAGCCAUAAGCGCGGCCCACGUGGAGGCGGAGAGUGCACCGAAUGGGAUCGGGCUAGUGAAACUGAUGGGGCGUCACUCCGGGCACAUCGCCCUUGAUGCAACCCUAAGCAGUUGCGAUGUUGAUUGUUGUUUGAUCCCCGAAAACAAGUUUUAUCUGGAAGGGAAAGGGGGUUUAUUUGAGUUUCUUGGUAUUCGCUUGAAAGAACACGGACAUGCAGUGGUGGUGGUGGCGGAAGGGGCGGGGCAGGAUAUUAUUCCGAGGAGUGAUUCAGAGAAGCAAAAGACGGAUGAAUCGGGGAAUCCGGUGUUCUUAGAUGUUGGAGUGUGGUUGAAUUCGGAAUUGAAGAGAUGGUGGGAAAGAGAUCAUAAAGGGGAGUUGUUUACAGUGAAGUACAUAGAUCCGACUUAUAUGAUACGAGCUGUUACUGCGAAUGCAACUGAUAACUUGUAUUGUACGCUUUUGGCACAUUCCGCCAUUCAUGGGAUUAUGGCCGGAUAUACGGGAUUUGUCACCGGUCCGAUCAACGGGAACUACGCUUAUAUUCCGAUGGAGGACGUGGCUCAGGCCAAGAGUCCGGUUGGGACCAAAGACCAUAAAUGGGCUUGGGUUCGAUCCAUCACAGCUCAGCCUGAUUUUCAGUUCACUACAUAGACUCACUUUUCUUCACAAGAUUUUCGAAUCAAUGGAAUUCAAAGAUGGAAUCACUGAAUUAUUAUCUUUUCUGUCCCUAUCACUGGUUGUUUGGUUAGAAAUGGAUGGAAUUCAAUGCUCA